This is a messenger RNA of Octopus sinensis (East Asian common octopus), 3429 nucleotides long. RefSeq lists its product as uncharacterized. The transcript is spliced from 2 exons. Bases 468 to 3101 code for a protein of 877 amino acids. The record is from RefSeq and is a predicted model, not a curated record. Gene Ontology annotation, molecular function: [heparan sulfate]-glucosamine 3-sulfotransferase activity. NCBI's taxonomy places the organism in Eukaryota, Metazoa, Mollusca, Cephalopoda, Octopoda, Octopodidae.
ACACGCACACACACACACACACACACAAACACACAAAAAUAUAUUAUACAUUCACCCUCCUUCCUCAUAUAUAUAUAUAUAAAAUUAAAUACACGUUAUUAACGUGAAAAGACUUAAAACACUUGCGAAAGGAUUAAGGAAUGAUAUCUUGACACCUUUUAAUUCCUGUUAGAUCUGUUUGCAUCCGUCACUCGUUUCAAAUCCAUCCAUAGACGUUUAGUAUAAACUUUUAAGAGAUACAAAUACGCGCACGCGCACAAACGCAGGCGCGCGCGCACACACAUACACAGACAGCCAUAUGCUAUACAUACGAACGUGACUGACAGCACGCCUAUACAUCCAUGCGAGCAACAGAUAUAUAUUUUGCUGUCUGCCUAUCAGACUACAUUUGGGAGUCCGACGAUUUGUUGAAAGAAGUUGUCCAGUGCAAGAGUCGAUGGCUAUGUAAGCACUGACGUAAGAGACCAAUGUUUUUGGUUAGAAGCAUCGGAUUUUCCACAGUUGUCAUAUACAGCUUUUUGAUAAUCUGCUGUGCCGUUGUCAGCAAUACACUUCCAUUUGAGACUUUACCGAACCUGGGCCAGCCCUCUACGGUCAAUGUCGACCCUUUGUUCAAUCUAGAGAGAACAAAUAGCUCUCGGUUGUGGCAAUGGGUAGACGCUACCCCACCUUCCAUGCGUUCUUCACAAAAACAACUAAUUUCUACUGGUUUUCACAGGCGGAAUUUCAAGAGGAACUUCAAAGAAAUUCUCUAUUCUGCCAUCAAACAAAAUCGUCACAGAAAACCGAAGAACACGCCAGGUGAUAGCAAGAGCAUCAAAAACUUCAAGUCACAUCCCAGAAGUGCUAAACAUAAGCGACCUCACCGGAGUGCUAUUACGUCAACGGCAUAUUAUCUUGAAACAUCUCAAAAAGGCAACAAAAAUGGGGAACGAAACGACCGUGAGGUUAACAGUCUGGAAAACACAAUGGAUGGCUAUAAAUACAACACCAACAACGAUCGACGAAAUGGCAAGCAGGACAUAUUUAGGGAUCUAUUCGGGCAACCGGGAACCUUCUAUAUUAGAAGAGGUGAACAAUCCCGGAUGCCCUCAACAAAUACUCGACAGGUGCCGGGUGCACAGAUUACUUCAACUACUACAACUGUUAAUUCAAGCACACUAAACUAUGUGAGUAACAGCGAUGUUAAUUAUACUGCUAACUACCACAAGACAUCACCCUUGCGUAGGGAUACCACACCAAUAUCCCUGCAGCAUACGGAUGUAACACCAGUGUCUAAAUUGUCAACUAUUAUUUCUCUUUUCAACGAGCGUAAACAUGGGAAGAAGAAACGUUACAAGCACCACCAACAUAAACAUCAUCAUCGUCGACGUAGAAGACGGGGUCGAAGGCAGGUUUCGAAACGCAAACCCCGUCGUUUAUACGGUAGUAGUUUAGACUACUGGGUCAAUGCAGCUGAUCGUAGACACCGCAUUCAGAAUACCACCAGUAACGUGAAUAAUAAAACCCGUAUUGGCCGUUUAAAAAUCCGAAAUCAACUUGGUUUUAAUGGGACUUUGAAAAGCAGUGACAUUUAUCAUCGCAACUAUGACACUAGUGACAACGAAACCUUUAACGCUCUGUGGUCCCAAGUAAACAGCACCCGGUACACUGUGACAUCAAACCUCAUAUCAAAUAGAUCAGAACAACUACACGAGCAAAAACAACAGGAACAUCAACAACACUCACAACAACAACAACCGCAGCUGCAAUUUCAACAAAACAAUAGUAUUAUCGGCAAUACACGUCAUACGAGCGAAGUAUUACCUGCUGGAGGAGAAUCAAAAUGGCUGAUUCAUACAUUGAACGCUGUUGAGUCAGAUAAAAACGUUAACAAUUACAAUACGGAUUUACGAAAUGAUCGGAUCAACGAUUUUACCAAGGUGGAUAUGUUACCCAACUACCUGUCUCCUAAGGUAGACACCCAUUCUGAAUCUAUAUUCUCUGUGUCACGCUUCAAUAAUUCAUCCUUGUUUCCCUCUCGGGCGCCAUCUUUAUUGUCCCUUAUCUUUCCACGGACUGCUACCUUAAAACAAUAUUCGGCGCCACCAUCUUUCUUGCAACUGUCAAAUCAAUCAAAUUCACCAACAUCUUUAUUAUCGUCAUUAUCAUCAUCAUCAGCGUCAUUAUUAGCAUCUUCAUCAUCUUCUUCUUCCUCUUCUUCUUCCUCUUACUCUUCAUUUUUCCCUUUGUAUCCGGGUCACCACAUCAGUGUUGUGCCAGAGUCAGACGCCACAAACUUGGGUGGCAACCACCCACAAAAGGUGUUGAUACCUCACACUAGCCGGAAAAUGCCACAGGCUCUCAUAAUAGGUGUUAAAAAGGGUGGGACUCGUGCCGUGCUGGAAUUCUUACGAUUACACCCGGAUGUACGAGCACCUGGUCCUGAACCUCAUUUCUUUGACCGACACUACCACAACGGAUUAGAAUGGUACAGGAGUUUAAUGCCGAGGUCUGAAGAAGGUCAACUCACCAUCGAGAAAACACCAAGUUAUUUUAUAACGAAAGAGGUCCCAAGAAGAGUGUACCAGUUCUCCAAACAUCUCAAGUUGAUUGUGGUAGUGAGGGACCCCGUUACUCGGGCUAUAUCUGACUACACACAGGUGGCCAGCAAGAAGAUGGAUUCGCGUAGCUUCGAGGAAAUGGUGUUUGUUGAUAACACCACCCGUAUUGUCGACACCCAGUGGAGUCCUGUCCGCAUAGGCGUCUAUGCUAAACACCUGAAACAUUGGCUUCAGUAUUUCCCACUGGAACAAAUGCAUUUCGUGAGUGGUGAACGUCUUAUUGAAAACCCUGCUGAUGAGAUGUUGAAAGUGCAACAGUUUUUGGGGCUCAGACCUGUUAUAAACCACAAACAUUUUUACCUGAAAUCCAGGAAAGGAUUUCCUUGUAUCCUCAAACCUAACAGACAAAAAGGUAGCCACCCUCACUGCUUAGGUGAAACUAAAGGGCGUAUUCACCCCAAUAUUGAUCCUUCAGUGAUACGGAGGCUUAGGGAUUUUUAUAAGCCCUUCAAUAUAAAGUUUUAUCGCAUGGUUAAUCAAGAUUUUGGGUGGGUAUGAUAGUAAUAAUCUUUUUAUUCCAACCUUUGUAUAAAAAGGAAGCUUAACGUAUUGAAUCAAAAUAUAGGAAAAACAAACAACUAAAAGUGAUUAAUUAAACAAAAACAAAAUAUUAUUCAAUAAAAUCCUGGAAAAAUGUAUUAGACAAAAAUACUAUUGACUUGAUCAAACAGUGUGUUGGAUUAAUUAAUAUAUCUAUAAGGUGCUUUAAGAUUAAGUAAUUAAUAUCAAUAAUGCAUAAAUAAUACUAAGAAUAACAAUAAGAUUUGCGAACAUAAUAAUACAACUUUAUUUCUCACGUUUGGAAAUAAAAGAGAAAUUAUCUUUA